Cicer arietinum (chickpea) is the source of this 1398-nucleotide messenger RNA. RefSeq names its product phytochrome-interacting ankyrin-repeat protein 1-like. NCBI's taxonomy places the organism in Eukaryota, Viridiplantae, Streptophyta, Magnoliopsida, Fabales, Fabaceae. The record is from RefSeq and is a predicted model, not a curated record. Gene Ontology annotation, molecular function: ubiquitin-protein transferase activity; protein binding. Gene Ontology annotation, cellular component: BRCA1-BARD1 complex; BRCA1-A complex. Gene Ontology annotation, biological process: protein K6-linked ubiquitination.
UUCUCAAUAAUCUCCGUCUUAUGCUAGGGUUUCAUUCACCUUCACAUUCCAUUCCUCAUUCACCUUCAACUCUGCAUUCUCCUUCCGUUUCAAUGAAGCAAGGUUUCAUCUGACUCCGAUUCCCUACUUUUUCCUUCCUCUUCUACUACCCCUCUUUCAUCAUUCGAUUACUGAGUAUAAUGAAUCCAAUCUUUGUCGUUCAUAACCUUCGCGUCUUUGGUCCCGGCUUGAAUCCCUUCGCACCUUAUUGUUUGGCAAAUCACUCCCUUCCCGCUCGCUAAUUCUCUUCCUUUAACUACCUUCACGCUUCUCUUUUCAGAAACCCUUUUUCUUGAAUUUCAGUUCUCAUUCAAAAUCAUGUAAAUUCGGAGUCUUUUUCAGAUUCCGUGUAUGUUUUUAGGGUUUUCAUUUUGACGGAGGAUUAUCGAUUUAGAUUAAUCUGAUUGUAUUAGAAUCCAAUUCAAUCCACGUUGGGAAUCUAGGGUUUGGGAUUUUCUUUUUUCAGUUUUUAUUAUUUUGAUUUUCAAAAUUGCUGUCUUUGCGUCGAUUGCUGUUAGAGAUAUGCUUCAGGAGCGGCCAAUUUCGUUGAGACGAAGCCCUUCGAGAAGGAGGUUGUUGAGGCCUGGGGUUGAUACUGAUGACAGAGGUUGGACCUCACUUCAUGUUUUUGCGCGGAAAGGUGAUAUCAAAUUGGUAAAAAAGCUUCUCAACGAAGGAAUGGACGUGAAUGUGACUGCAUGGGGCCCUAAAUCUAAAGGGGUGACCCCUCUCCACCUUGCUGCCGAAGGUGGUCACCUCGGAGUGAUGGAUGAACUUCUUGAGCGUGGUGCCAAUAUUGAUGCCCGAACUAAGGGUGCUUGUGGCUGGACGCCGCUCCACAUUGCAGCUAAAGAAAGGAGGAGGGAUGCCGUGAAAUUCUUGGUAGAGAAUGGAGCAUUCUUGCCACCUGAUAUCAAUGAUAGCAGAUUUAAUCCUCCUCUUCAUUACUGCCCAGGACUUGAAUGGGCCUAUGAGGAAAUGAAACGACUUCGACAGGAAGAAUUAUCUCCGGGAGAGACAUCUUGCAGCUCUGAAAGUUAGUUUGAUUUUCAGGGAUUCGCUUGAUGUGUGGCUCUCAUGCAUGAAUAAAUGUAGAACUGAAAUAAAAAAACUUAUUAUGCAUGAGUUGCAUGAAGUUUGGGAUGUGUUACUAUUUGAAUAUGUUGGAUGAAAACAACGUUAUAAGGUUAUUAAUGUGUCUAGUCAUUUGUUCAUGGUGUGUGCACAAGAUGCUUUAUUUCCAGGCCCAGCCGUGGGUACCAUUGUAAUGGAGUAUUGUUUUGUUACUGACAUCGUUGUUACAGUUGUCUAAUUUUAAGGCGUGUUUGCUUUUGAAUAAUUGGGAGAAGUUUUUCUGGA